Marmota flaviventris (yellow-bellied marmot) is the source of this 1634-nucleotide messenger RNA. Lineage: Eukaryota; Metazoa; Chordata; Mammalia; Rodentia; Sciuridae. The record is from RefSeq and is a predicted model, not a curated record.
UAUCGGCAGCUUCCUGGGCGGUUGCGAAAGCCGGAGGCUGUGGGGAUGGCCGACAACUGGGACAGCGAGCCUACUAUUCGCACGGUCCUGCAGCGCGUGCUGGAUAACGCGGAUUCGCGUACCCCGCGGCGACCCCGGAGUUCCGGUGCCCAAAGAGCCCUACUUAAAACAUCUUCCUCCAGGAGGCUGAGUAGCAGAACAAAGACAUCUGCCAAACAGCGUUCCCAUGGAGUCAGGUCUAUUGGCAGACUGGCCCACAUUCAAGUCAUUGGUAACCUAAAGGAACAGACACCCCGGACUCUGGUAAAGAACAUCCUAAUAACUGCCCCAGAAUCUUCCAUCCUCAUGCCAGAGUCCGUGGUGAAGCCAGUGCCAGCACUGCAGGUGAUCCAACCCUCCAGAAGGGAAAGCAGUCAGGGCAGCCUGGAGCUACAACUUCCUGAACUUGAGCCCCCCACAACCCUGGCUGCAGGUCUGCCAGCCUCUGGCAGGAAGAAGCAGAGGCUGAGAUUGUCAGUGUUUCAGCAGGAAGUAGACCAGGGGCUGCCUCAUUUGCAAGAGCAUCCUGAAAAUGCUGAUGCCUCAUCCCUUACCAGCUCCCUCAACCUGACUUUUGCUACACCUCUUAAGCCACAGUCAGUGAGGAGACCUGGUUUGGCUCGCAGACCUCCCCGCCCCCGUGCUAUAGAUGUGGGUGCCUUGUUGCAGGAUCUGCAAGAUAAUUCCUUGGCCUUGGCUCCUCCAGGUGACAGCCUUAAAACCCCUAUUGCAAAUCUGCCAUCGGACACUGUACUGGAAGACACCCAGCCAUUCUCACAGUCCUUGGUUGGCUGCUCCCCCAGUGUACAUCGCUCUCUGCCCAACCCCUUUCCUACUGGUACUGAAGAUGCUGAGAGGACUAUGGGGGACAGGACACAGAGCAGUGGACCUGGGCUACAGAACCACAAAGUAAUGGAAGCAGAGGAAUCCCAGGAGGCAGAGGAGCCAGAAGGAUCUUCAGAGGAUGAGAACACCUCUGACAGGCCAGCAAGUCCACAAUUGGCAUCCAGUACACCCAGGUUCCUUCAGGCCAAGCGACUGCAUUCAAUUCUUGAGCCAGCCCCACCGCCUGAUGUUGCAGUCUUGUCUUCAGAGACUAUGGAGCCUGUGUCAGCCCGGGUUACCCCCAGACCCCGAACUGCUGGCUCCAGGCCCCGUCAAGAUUCCUACAAGGCUGGACUGAACCACUAUGCAAAACUCUUCAGCUUCUUUGCUAAGAUGCCCAUGGAGAGGAAGGCUUUUGAAAUGGUGGAGAAAUGCCUAGACAAGUAUUUCCAGCACCUUUGCAAUGACCUGGAGGUAUUUGCUGCUCAUGCUGGCCGAAAGACUGUGAGGCCAGAAGACUUGGAACUGUUGAUGCGACGGCAGGGCCUGAUCACUGACCAAGUCUCAUUGUAUGUGCUUGUGGAACGACACCUACCCCUGGAGUACCGGCAGCUGCUCAUCCCCUGUGCAUUCAGUGGGAAUUCUGUCUUCCCUGUGCAGUAGUGGCCAGGUUUCAAUAUGCCGUCUCCCCACCUGAGGCCUCUUAACCCCACAUAACCCUCCAGCUCUCCUCCCUGUCCCCUAGCAUCAAUAAAUUGUGACAAAUAGAA